Rhinolophus ferrumequinum (greater horseshoe bat) is the source of this 1469-nucleotide messenger RNA. RefSeq names its product phosphoseryl-tRNA kinase (gene PSTK). The record is from RefSeq and is a predicted model, not a curated record. Bases 36 to 1106 code for a protein of 356 amino acids. NCBI's taxonomy places the organism in Eukaryota, Metazoa, Chordata, Mammalia, Chiroptera, Rhinolophidae. The transcript is spliced from 6 exons. Gene Ontology annotation, molecular function: kinase activity; tRNA binding.
CAGCGUUCCCGCCGCCUUCGGUCUCCCGGGACAGCAUGAAGAACGGAGCGGACGCCGGAGAGGCGCGCGGCGAGGGGCCGCGGAAGCUAGGGCUCUGCGUCCUCUGCGGUCUGCCCGCGGCAGGAAAAUCGACCUUCGCGCGGGCCCUCAGUCACCAACUACGGCAGGAGCGGGGCUGGGCCGUCGGCGUCGUCGCCUAUGAUGACGUCAUGCCGGACGCGUUCCUCGAGGAGGCGAGCGCACGGCCAUUGCCAUCGCAAUGGAAAUUGCUUCGACAGGAACUGCUGAAGUACAUAGAAUACUUCUUGCUGGCUGUCAUUAACGGGUGUCCGAUGGCUGCCCCACCCAACAGGACUGAAGGCAUGUGGGAAGAUUUUAUAACCUGCUUAAAGGAUCAAGAUCUCCUAUGUUCUGCAGCGCUUGAGGCCCAGUCUUGCUACCUCUUAACGAAGACUGCAGUUUGUAGACCUUUGUUUUUGAUUUUAGAUGACAACUUCUAUUAUCAAAGUAUGAGAUAUGAAGUCUACCAACUGGCUCGGAAAUAUUCAUUAGGCUUUUGCCAGAUCUUUUUAGAUUGUUCUCUCGAGACCUGUGUACGGAGGAAUGACCAGAGACCUCGGGCACUGCCAGCCGAGACCAUCCACCUGAUGGGAAGAAAGAUAGAAGAGCCCAACCCUGAGAAAAAUGCUUGGGAACACCGAAGUCUCACAAUUCAGAGUCCAGCAUUUUCUUCUGAGGCCAGCCCGGAGUUGAUUGAUUUAUUGCUUACUGCUCUGGAAAAUCCAGUAAAGUAUGUUGAGGAUAACAUGGAACAAAAGGAAACAGACAGAAUUAUUUGUUCAACGAACAUUCUUCAUCAAGCUGAUCAGACCCUCCGAAGAAUUGUCUCUCAGACAAUGAAGGAAGCGAAAGAUGAACAAGUGCUUCCUUACAACUUGAAGCUUCUAGCAGAAGAACUUAACAAGCUCAAAACAGAGUUUUUGGAAGACCUAAGACAAGGAAACAAAAAGUACCUGUGCUUUCAACAAACCAUUGACAUAUCAGAUGUUAUUUCUUCUUUUCAUUAUGAGAAAGGUAAUAUUGUGCAGAAGUAUUUUUCAAAGUAGUGUUAAAACUUAUGACUUUCCAAUCAAAUGUCUGAUGUUGGUUAAGAUUUUGUAGCAACGGUUUUGUAUUACUGGAUGUUUUCUAGGACAAUGAUGUAAAUUGCCAAAGACUUGUUAUUUUAUAAAAAUCAGUCAUUCUAAAAGAUCCAUUUAUCAUAAUUACAGAAAUUACUUCAGUCAGUCACUUGUCAGAUGUGACGGAUAAUUAAGCAUCAGAGGCAGCCUUCAUUAUUUCUGCGCCUGAACUCUUAGGGUAGGGCUGGGGAGGAGCAGGAGUCACACACAUGGUUCUUAAAGCAAAGAAACUAGAAAAGAGACAAAACGCGGAUGUCUGGAGCUAUUAACUCAUGACAGAUCUUCUCC